Messenger RNA from Nylanderia fulva, 3121 nucleotides. RefSeq lists its product as uncharacterized. The record is from RefSeq and is a predicted model, not a curated record. Gene Ontology annotation, cellular component: nucleus. Gene Ontology annotation, molecular function: zinc ion binding; DNA-binding transcription factor activity, RNA polymerase II-specific; RNA polymerase II transcription regulatory region sequence-specific DNA binding. Gene Ontology annotation, biological process: regulation of transcription by RNA polymerase II. NCBI's taxonomy places the organism in Eukaryota, Metazoa, Arthropoda, Insecta, Hymenoptera, Formicidae.
GUGUAGGCGAAAUCGCGCAGUAUAUGUACAUGAGAGUCAAAGUCAAAAUAUAUUUCAAGUUGUGCGCAAUAUAUAGUCAAUUAUAAUCAUAAUAAUUUGAUCGACGUAUAAAAUCUUUCAAUAAUCGAAUAUAAUUGGAGGAAUUGGAAACGUGAAGUAAAUACUGAACUAUAAUUUUAAACAAAGUCUAUCGAUGCCAAUACCUGAGGAAAAUAUGGGAAAAUUAUACAUCUUUUGUAAAUAAUCUACUAAAAAAUUAUAAAAACCAAACAAAAUUAUAAUAGUAAAUUGCAAAAAUGUCAAACAAUACAUUGAUAUGUCGUUUGUGUGGCAUUAAACAUGAACUCAUAAAUUCAAAAUAUAUCUUUGAUGAAACGACUAAUUUAGCGCAGAAAAUAAAUGACACAUUACCAAUCAGGAUUUCACAGGAUGAUCGUUCCAAAAAUAUAUGUUUGGAUUGCUAAAAAGUUACCACUCAUUAUGAUUUUAUUCAAAAUGUCUUGCAAUGCUCGAAGGAAAACGUCAAUAUGGCAAAAAAUAAUUCUUUGUUUGAACUCAAUAAAAAUGAAAGAAUGGAAAUUGAGACAAUUUCCAAACUAUAUAAUGACAUGAUAUAUACAUGCCCAAAUUGCAAUGUAGAUUUAAUGAUCCUAGUAAAGAGCAAUCCUGAUGAUUGUAAUUAUGCAUUUCAAAUUUCAUUGGCCAUAGUAAAUCAAAUGGAAAAAUUAAUGGAAAGAAAUAUCGAAACCUGUGAAGAGACAAUAGAACUUAAUACUUGCAUUAAACCAUCAAAUACAGAAGAAUUGCAAGAAUCGUCAUUGAAUCAUAGCAUUGUCAUUGAUGUGUUGAAUAAUGAGAAACAAAACAUCAAUAAAACAAAUGAAAACAUACCAACAUUACAAGAAGAUAUAAAUCAUAUUGACACUGACAUUACACAUCAAAAGAAUAAUGUAUCGCAACGAUUAACCAGAGGUACAAAGAGAAAACUUAAGGAAAAUAUUUCUUGCGAAAUAGCUACUAAAUCACAAAAACUAGAAACGAAGUUAGAUGCAACAAAUACCGAUAUAUUAAACAAUGAUUAUGUAGCUGUAAAUAACUUCAUAAAAUGCGAGACUCUAAAUGAUGGAAUAGAUGAACGCGUGGAAUGGAUUAGCAAUGAAAUAAACUUCAAAGAAGAAAAUAGUACAAUGUACUUGACAGAAACUGAAGGAGAAUACAUUAAUGAAAAUGGUACAAAAUACGACGAUAUCGACAGUAAGAGUUGUCCAAAAAUUGUAUGUGAUUUAUGUGGAGCUCGUUAUCUUUCACAAUUAAAAUACGAAUUUCACAUGGAAAGACACAAGUCAGAUAAAAUGGAUAAAUAUGUUUGCACUGUAUGUGACAAAGAAGCUAGCAACGAGAACUUAUUGUGGGAUCACUAUUUCCACACACACAAAAGUUCGAAACGAUAUGCUUGCAUACAAUGCGGCAAGUUAUUCACGAAGAAACCUAGAUUAACUGGCCAUCAAAAGAGACAUAAACACUUUGGAAUCAAGGAGAUACAUUUUGAGAUGGGCGCGGAUGAAGUAACUGUCAAUCAAGCAAAGAAAGCUAUUGCAGUCGAAAUACAGGAGCGAGUUGCUGUAAAUUGUAGUCUCUGUGGAAAAUUAAUAACAGAUUUAGAUCCGGAUGGAAUUAACGAUUUGGCGACAUGUGCAGCCUGCGAGGACUCUACUUUAUCGUUAAUGGUUGAUGGAAACGAAAUGAAAGUGAUCUCGCCGCGACAAUAUCAUUGCUCGAAAUGCCCUAAACAUUUUGUGCGCAAAGAAAGACUGGAAUUCCAUGAGAUGAGACAUAAUGAAAACAUGAACGAGUUUAUUUGCAGCACGUGUGGCAAAGAGUUCAGUGCAGAAAAUUCCUUGUACGAGCAUUAUCUCUUUGUACACAAAGGAGCUAGACCACAUAUCUGUGAGCAAUGUGGCAAGUCAUUUCAACUGAAGGCACGAUUGAAGGAACAUCAUCGCACACAUACAGGCGAGAGACCUUAUCAAUGUGACAUAUGUGGCCUGCGCUGCAUGACUACUAAUGCACUCAAACUCCACAAGAAAACUCAUUUCUCUAAUAAUCGCUACGUUUGCAACAUAUGCAACAAGUCCUUCAGCAAAAAGCAGAACAUGAACGAACAUUUAGAAAAGCACUGGAAAAAUGAUAAGAAUGUAUCGCUGCCGCAAUUGUUUACAUGUCUGGUAUGUGCAGAAGAUUUGCCGACCUAUCGUAUGUUGAAGUCUCACAUGAUGGAGACUCAUCAGAUCGACCGCCAAGAUCCCUUACUAACAAAGCAAAAACCGUGGUACGAAUGCAACGAAUGUCACGAGAAGUUCAAACAUCAAAUGUCGCUCAAGGCGCACAAAGAAAAGGUGCAUGAGGGUAAGGUCAGCCCGAUAUUCCAAUGCGACACGUGUAACGCUACUUUCAGGAUCAAACAACUGCUGAUAAAUCACAUCAAGAGCAAGCACGGUGGCGAGAAACGAUACAAAUGUGCACAAUGCGGCAAAGGAUUUAACGAUACUAAAUCCUUGUACAAUCACAUUUUACUACACACUGGUAGAAAACCCUAUACUUGUGAGUAUUGUAAUAUGAGUUUCAGGCGAAAAGAUUCCAGGGACCAUCAUCGCCGUAAGCACACAGGCGAACAGCCUUAUCAAUGCUCGGACUGUGGCCAAUCGUUCUCUACCUACAAUUAUCGAUCAAAGCAUCGCAAAAAGGAACAUGGAGAUGGUGAAAUUGAAUGCCCAGAGUGCGGAGAAAAAUGCAAUAGUCAACAAGAAAUCAGAAUUCAUCUGAAUAAGCAUCUCGGUGAAAAAUUAAACAAAUUAGAUUCUUAAUAUCACAAGUAAAAUUAAUUAUACAGGUAAUUAAAGUUUCUAAAUGAAAUUACAAAAUUGCAAAAAAUAAAAUAAUAUACAUACACAUACACACCAGUGCUAUAUAUCUUUACAGUAACAUUAUUAUAUAUUAUAGCGAUCAUUAUAUUAUAUAUUAUGUACACACAUUAGAUAGCACUUAUAGUCUUUUAAUCAUAAGUUAAUUAUUAAGUAAAUAAUUUUAUAUACAUACAUUCAUAUUAUCAUGAUUGAUUUUA